UGCAGAAACUUUGAAAAAAUAUAAGCCACAAGUCAUAGUGACGUCUCCCCCAUGGGGCGGCCCAUCGUAUAAGAAACACGAAGUUUACAGUCUCGAGAAGCAUAUGUGUAAAGACUACGAAGGAGGCGGUAGAAAACUCUUCGACCUGCUGAGAAGUAUUGCACCCAACGUAGCACUGCACAUACCUAAAACUACAGGUCGUAACGAGUUAAUACAAUUUGGAAAAUUAUUCGAUCUCAACAUGAAAAUUCAACACAAUUAUAUCGACGAAAGACAUGAUUCGAUAACUGCGUUUUUCGGUCGAUUUUUCAAUAUGAACACGAAAUUCUUAUCUAACGACAACAAACUUUAUUCAGCUCAAGACCGACUUAACCAGUACAAGAACACCGUUACUCCGAAAGAAACGCAGCCUAAACAGUAUGGCACAGAGAACACAGAUAUGAACCCAUAUGAAGUUAAAGUAAAAUACUGCAAAGAACGAAAUCUCAGCACUGAGACCUAUACAACAAAAGACCUAUGUACUAAGAAAUCAACAUUAAAACUAGGCGAGACGCAAAAAAUAAUGAUAGUUCAAAAACGUACGAAGACGUGUUAUCUUGUACACUCUAUGGAGAGUAGAAAGUCUGUUAUCACCUUGUGCGAUAAACUACGCGAAAUGGAAAAUAACUUGAGACGCAUCCAGAAAGUUGAAAAGUACGACAUGUGCUUGAUAUUUUUUGGCGCUGAAUGGUACCGUGGGAAAAUUAUGGACGAGACGAAAGAUGGUAUGUUAAAAAUUUACUUGAUUGACAUAGCACAAAUGAUGUUGUUUAACCAAAGAGAAGUCUAUGAGAUGCCAAAGCACUUUGAAGGAGAGUCUUUAUUAAUUGAAAUUGUUGUAACACCUCCGCCAAAAGAAAUGCUAACUACUGUUUAUGCUAACGUAGAAGCAAUAAAAACUAUUGGACUGAGUACGGUGGUGAAACUGAUUUGAUUAUAAAUUACUAUACUACCUUAUAACUCCUAUUAAUUUGCAUUCGACAUUCAAUGUAUAUAUUCCUUAACUUUGUUAACAGAAGAUUACGGGCUGUAAUGAUGUCUUUUUAUAUUAUAUAUAUUUUUUUCAUUACGUUUAUUAUGAACUAUUUGUAUUUUCAUAACUAAUCAUCUUAUUGCUUUGUUUAUUAUUUAUAUAUUUGCUUGUUGUUACAUUUUCAUUUUUUUUUUUUUGCUUUAGUGUUAAAUUUUUUUGUUCACUUAUCUGUUUAAAUCAAAUAAAUUUAUUUGACACUUAUAAAACAUUGUUAUCAUCUAAUUUUAUUUUACUUAUUUUGUACGUCAAUUAGUUUCAAUUGUAAAUCGGUUAAAA
Messenger RNA from Daktulosphaira vitifoliae (grape phylloxera), 1348 nucleotides. RefSeq lists its product as uncharacterized. The transcript has 3 exons. The record is from RefSeq and is a predicted model, not a curated record. The coding region runs from base 104 to 973 and encodes 289 amino acids. Lineage: Eukaryota; Metazoa; Arthropoda; Insecta; Hemiptera; Phylloxeridae.